This is a messenger RNA of Patiria miniata (bat star), 2708 nucleotides long. Its product is annotated as cytochrome P450 2J6-like. The record is from RefSeq and is a predicted model, not a curated record. Bases 637 to 2124 code for a protein of 495 amino acids. Lineage: Eukaryota; Metazoa; Echinodermata; Asteroidea; Valvatida; Asterinidae. Gene Ontology annotation, cellular component: cytoplasm; intracellular membrane-bounded organelle. Gene Ontology annotation, molecular function: iron ion binding; oxidoreductase activity, acting on paired donors, with incorporation or reduction of molecular oxygen, reduced flavin or flavoprotein as one donor, and incorporation of one atom of oxygen; heme binding. The transcript has 2 exons. Gene Ontology annotation, biological process: xenobiotic metabolic process.
UCGCGCGCCAGCCAAUCGGAGACGCCUUUAGAAGUAAAGACGCAGUGUUAUUUUGCAUAAUCUGUACGCAUAUCAUAAUCCACGAAAUUAGUAUAGGUAACAAUCCAGGUAUGUACAAACGUGUACCCAGCUAUGUACAUAGAACAACAUACCACAACAACUAAUACAUGUAAAUUGCAGCCUGGCGAUAACCGAGGAGCUGUCAGUUCGAAACGUAAACAGCUAUACAAAAUGGAUAAUAAAAUGUUGAGACCACUUGAAAAAGCUCGAAGUAAAAGACUUGCGUCAACUUUCGCAUACAUUAAUUCUGGUGUCAAAUUCCAUGCCAGCUCUACCCGACUCGAGGGAUAGAGAGUAACGCUGGUUCAUCAUGUCACCAUGUCAAUCAAUAAUACCGAGGCCAUUUUAUAUCUAAAGUCAAAGGUGUCGUUUUAUCGCACGGAAUGCAAUCGGGUUGGCGCGCUCUAGGCGCCUAUAUAAGCGUGCACUGCCACUAAACAUCAUACACUCUUUUCAUGUACCUUGUCUGUUCUCGUAUAGUGUAUAAACAUCACUUGGUCUUCAGGUUGGUUUUUAUGCGUCUUUUGGGGAGCCAAAAUCGGACCAAAUCUUUCCCAAGGUUUCGACAGUGGAAACAUGUCUCUUCUUAAUAACAUGUUGUGGUAUCUAGACCUGCGCACAGUGUUGCUGUGCGUGGUUGUCCUUCUGGUUCUUCGCUGGUUUUUGGGGCGACCUAAGAACCUCCCACCUGGCCCCUGGGGAUUCCCACUCAUCGGUUCCGUUCCGGCCAUUAUUCGUGAGGUACGACGAGGCGUGGAACCCCACGAUCUCUUCAUGAGGUAUGCUGCCAAGUUCGGACCCGUGUUUCGUCUGCAGAUCCUCAACAAGACUGUGGUAGUCCUCAAUGACUACACCUCCGUGAAGGAAGCUUUUCAACAUCCUCAGCUGAACGACAGACCUAAACUGCUUUUCACCAAGCUCUUCAGAAGUGAAGGCGUAGGAAUGGCAUCUGGUGAAAAAUGGAUUGAGCUUCGUCGCUUCUGCCUGACCGUCCUCAGGAGCUUCGGAGUGGGCAAAACGAGCUUCGAGGAGAAGAUCGGCACUGAAGCUGAGGAACUGAUGAAGGAGAUGUCUGCUUUCAACGGGAAGCCCUUUGACCCCAAACCGCUGCUCAGCAACGCAGUAUCCAACGUCAUCUGCUCUGUCAUUUUCGGGAAGCGCUAUGAAUACGCAGACGGAGAGUUCAAGAAUCUUCUGUCUAUGUUGGGCGAAAAUGUCAAGUUGUUUGGAUCUGGCGGUGCAAUGCUUUUCUUCCCAGCCCUCCGCUAUCUGCCAUUCAUGUCGACUGACAAGUUGGAAUCCAAUAUGGAGGCCAUACGGCUAUUCCUAACACGUAUAAUCGACAAUCACCGUGCCAUCUUCGAUCUUGACAAUUUGGACGAUUUCAUUGAUGCAUACCUAAUGGAACUUAAGGCCGGUGCCAAACAUGUUCAUCUUACCGAGCACUCUUUUACUGGAACCGUAGGAAAUUUGUUCGGGGCUGGUACUGAGACCACAGGCACUACGCUCCAGUGGGCCCUCCUGUACAUGGCUGUCUACCCCGAGAUCCAACAGCGAGUCCAGGCCGAGAUCGACGCCGUGGUCGGUCGCAACCGGCUGCCCAGGAUGGCCGACAAACCAGAACUGAACUUCACCCGAGCGGUCAUUUGGGAGGUUCAACGCAUGACAAUUAUCGCUCCUUUAGGUGUGGCGCAUGCUGCUGCCUCAGACACCCAGUUCCAUGGUUUCGUGAUUCCUAAAGGUGCCUUGCUUGUCCCAAAUCUCUGGGCGGUGGCCCAUGACCCCAAAGUAUGGUCCGAUCCCAAUAAGUUCCAACCCGAGAGAUUCCUUAACGACAAGGGAGAGGCAGUUCAGGCUGAGGAGUUGAUACCGUUUAGCGUUGGUCGUCGGAGCUGCAUCGGUGAGCACCUGGCUAAGAUGGAGUUGUUUAUCUUCUUCAGCUUCUUCCUGCAUCAGUUCACAUUCAAGAAACCAGACGACUCACCUCCACUUACUUUGAAGGGAAGAGGUGGUUUCACCAACUCACCAAGGGUGUUUAACAUCUGUGCAGCCAAGCGUGAUUGAACAGUUAAUCAGAUGGUUGACUUUAAUUUGAAGAUAUUCGCGCGUAUUCUGUAGAAAGACCAUGACCUAAAAUUACUCCCAAAAAUGAGAGCUUGUAACAUUUCAAAUAAAAUGGUAUAGGGAUAAAAUCUCUCAUAACUGAUUGAGCCCGACUCAGUUACAUCGUUAAUACCGCGCCGUUUGCAAAGUUUCAGUUUUGUGCAGUGAUGUGGAAGCCAGGAUAUUGAUGACAGUAAAUCUAAGUUAAUCAUCAUUUUUUUUGUUUUAUAAUAUUUUUCUCAUAGAUAUAUGUGAAUGCCUAGUAUAGCUGGUGGAGCAGAGUCCAAUAAACUGACAUCUUAAUAUUUCAUUUGAGACUACUUUGCAUGAACCGCCAAGGUGCGCCCAUCAUGAAGCAACAACGUAACAUUCAUUUUAUUGUCUGCUUUUAGAGUAAAAACUGCACUGUAAACAUUUCACGAAAUGGAGUUCCAUUGUCACGUGCUCAAUGGAAGGUAGUGCCGGUGAAGCGUGAAUAUCCGACUCCAUGAAAUAUGGACUCGUUGGUAGUACUGCGCACUAGUUGAUAAGGCCAAAAAAAAAAG